AUCAGUCCAGAGUUGACAGCCCUGGUGGUCCCGGGGAAGGAAGAGCCUCCUUGUCUGGGGCCUCAAGGGGUGCUGGGUCGCAUGAUGAGCCCCUUCCUGGCCUGUUUGAGCCCCGAAGGGGAUGUGGAGUUGUCUCAGUAUCUGGCAGGAUGGAGGGAACUACUCAGGUUCCUAACCCCGCUUGGCUCUGUUUUCCCCUUUGCCACCAGUGAGGCCUUCGUCAAGGUGACCACCCUCGAGGUUUGCAUACUUGGCCCAGCUGCUUUGCACUACGAGUCGCUGGCUAAUAUGGCGACGUGGGAGAGGCAAGCAGAACUACUGGAGCUACAAGGGACCGCGCCCCGGGACCAAGCCAGGGCCUCGGGUUCUCGAACGCUGCUGCUUUCGUUGCGCGCGCUGCGCUGGUCGCAGCUCUGCCUCCACAGGGUGGCGACAGGGACGCUCGGAGGUCCGGAUGCGGGCGUGCAAUGCGGGGACGCCUACAGCACCGCGCUGGCCGAGCACCACCCAUGGCUCAUCCGCCAGGCCGCCUGCCUGGCCAUCCUCGCCCUCCCGAGUCGCGGCUGCUUGCUCCAGCUGGCGUGUCCCGGAACCAGACAGGCAGAUGCGCGUGUGGCCCUGGCCCAGGCCGCCCGAGUACUGGACGACGUCUACAACCGAACCCAGAGCCUGCUGACCCGCCACUGCCUGCUCCAGCUGGCUUGA
Messenger RNA from Alexandromys fortis (reed vole), 705 nucleotides. Its product is annotated as glycolipid transfer protein domain-containing protein 2-like. Gene Ontology annotation, cellular component: cytoplasm. Lineage: Eukaryota; Metazoa; Chordata; Mammalia; Rodentia; Cricetidae. Gene Ontology annotation, molecular function: lipid transfer activity. The record is from RefSeq and is a predicted model, not a curated record. Gene Ontology annotation, biological process: intermembrane lipid transfer.